This is a messenger RNA of Protomyces lactucae-debilis, 1132 nucleotides long. Its product is annotated as putative nicotinate-nucleotide pyrophosphorylase. The transcript has 2 exons. Bases 188 to 1084 code for a protein of 298 amino acids. The record is from RefSeq and is a predicted model, not a curated record. Gene Ontology annotation, biological process: NAD+ biosynthetic process; quinolinate catabolic process. Gene Ontology annotation, cellular component: cytoplasm. Gene Ontology annotation, molecular function: nicotinate-nucleotide diphosphorylase (carboxylating) activity. NCBI's taxonomy places the organism in Eukaryota, Fungi, Ascomycota, Taphrinomycetes, Taphrinales, Protomycetaceae.
GCACGCGCUUUACGAUCCUUCUCCUCGCCACGAGGCAUAGCAGCAGCUUAAGCCCAAGCCCUCUUUCAGGACUCUGAGAUGGCUUUUUGAGUGGUUCGCUAAUGUUGGUUGUGGGUCAAGAGUCGCGUGCUAGAACGACAAGACGCCAAGUCUACUGUACUCCACACCUCAAGACACCAGUGCUAGCAUGUCAGUCCUGCCAGGAACAGCAGCGCAUCUCCUAUCUCCAGGCUGGAAGCAGAUAAUUGCAUCAUGGCUCCAAGAAGAUGUCCCAGGUUUCGACUUUGGUGGUUUCGUGGUGGGUGAAAAGCCAGAGACUGCAACACUGUACGGUAAAUCAACCGGUGUUCUUGCUGGUGUCCCCUUCUUUGAUGAGAUAUUCAAGCAGCUCGAUUGUACAGUCGUUUGGCAUCUUGCUGAAGGUGAUGCAUUUGAAGCAGCCGAUACGAAAGCUGGUAAAGUUGCCGUUGCAACAGUCACUGGAUCAGCGAGACAUUUACUGCUCGGUGAACGGGUCGCACUCAACUUACUUGCACGCUGUUCUGGUAUCGCAACGAAGUCUAGACGAAUGCUACAGCUGGUACGGAAAGCUGGCUAUCAAGGCAUCUUGGCCGGUACGCGAAAGACAACACCGGGGUUUCGACUGGUUGAGAAGUAUGGUAUGAUUGUGGGUGGCAUUGAUGCGCAUCGUCAUGAUCUCUCGAGUAUGGUAAUGCUCAAGGAUAAUCACGUCUGGUCCAAAGGCAGUAUCACAAAAGCAGUGGAAGCAGCACGCGCUGUUGCUGGCUUCUCCGUCAAGAUUGAAGUGGAGUGUCGCAGUACGGUUGAAGCAGAUGAAGCCAUUACUGCAGGCGCGGAUAUCAUCAUGCUGGACAACUUCACGGGUGAGGGACUGAUUGUUGCUGCAGAAGCGCUACGGACCCAGUGGCAAGGCAAAGCGAGUUUCCUACUCGAGUGCUCUGGUGGUUUGACUGAAGAGAAUGUCUCUAGCUUCCUGUGCAAUGCAAUCGAUGUCUACUCAACCAGCUCGGUGCAUCAAUCCGUCCAGCACGUUGAUUUCAGUCUCAAGAUUGAUCAAAAGUAGUCGUGGAGAGGCCGUAGAAAUGCAAAUGUGAAUCAUAACGCUCGCUGU